AUGAAUUUCGUGGGCAUAUCCGGAUCUUCCAAGCUGCCGUACAUGCUCGACCAGAACGCCUGGGACCCCCUCCCGCACCAGCACGAGGUGCCGACGCCCCUGUGCCUGGCCCGGGUCAAGCGCGAGAUCGCCCGCAUCUACACUCGACCGCCGCACGGCAUCUUCAUCGAACCCGAGGAGAACAACGUCACCAAAAUGCACGCUCUCAUCGUGGGACCUCCGGACACGCCGUACGAAGGGGGUUUCUUCCACUUCCUGGUCAAGUGCCCGCCAAACUACCCGGUGAGCCCGCCGCGGGUCCGCAUCAUGACCACCGACGGCGGCAGGGUGCGCUUCAAUCCCAACAUAUACCCUUGCGGCAAGGUCUGCCUCAGUAUCUUGGGCACGUGGCCCGGGCCUUCGUGGAACGCGACGCAGAACAUCGAGACCGUGCUCAUCUCGAUCCAGUCGCUGAUGAACGAGAAGCCGUACUUCAACGAAGUCGGCUACGACAAGGAGAAGAAGCCCGGCGACUCCAGCCGCUACAACGCCGUCAUCCAGCACGAAACGAUCAGGGUAGCGGUGUGCGACGCGGUAGAGGCGUGCCUCGCGGGGAACUCGGAGUGCCCGCCGGCCCUGAGGCAGAGGAUCCUGAAGGCGUUCCCGGUGUACUACAGCAGGUACGCGAAGCUGGUCGGCGACCAGGUGCAUCUGGACGGCACUGCCAUGAUGGAUCCGUUCGGCCACCAUAGGGGAGUCUACCAGCACCGGAGGCUCCUGGAGCGGCUCCGGCGUUUGAACGAGCAUCUUAGCGCGACUGGCCCGAACCCCGAAGGAAAGGAGGACGCGGCGCAGUCUAGCGUCGAAAUUCCGAGUUCUCGCGCCUCCUCCGAUCGCGAUUAGCUCAGUGGCUUGUCACGUGGUCGUUCGGAUGCGAUGAGCUACAUGGGCGAAUCCACGUUAGAAGGUGUAGCGACGUGCCCGCAGCUGG
Molecule: messenger RNA, 970 nt
Organism: Dermacentor silvarum
Lineage: Eukaryota; Metazoa; Arthropoda; Arachnida; Ixodida; Ixodidae
Product: ubiquitin-conjugating enzyme E2 Z
Exons: 1
Coding region: 1-882 (293 amino acids)
Biological process (GO): negative regulation of apoptotic process
Cellular component (GO): nucleus
Molecular function (GO): ubiquitin conjugating enzyme activity; cysteine-type endopeptidase inhibitor activity
Source: RefSeq, a predicted model, not a curated record